Molecule: messenger RNA, 2231 nt
Organism: Drosophila rhopaloa
Lineage: Eukaryota; Metazoa; Arthropoda; Insecta; Diptera; Drosophilidae
Gene: Task7
Product: two pore potassium channel protein sup-9
Exons: 5
Coding region: 312-1331 (339 amino acids)
Biological process (GO): potassium ion transmembrane transport; stabilization of membrane potential
Cellular component (GO): membrane
Molecular function (GO): potassium ion leak channel activity
Source: RefSeq, a predicted model, not a curated record
AUAACGGUAAUAUUAUUAUCUGAAAGAAGAUUUAAAAGAAUUGAAUUUUUUGGCAGUUGAUUUAUAGCAUAUUAAAUGUUUUAUAAUACACUAGUUUAUGAGUUUUAUUAUAGCACUUGCUAUUGAGCCGCUAUAAGCGGACUCACAAAUAACUGUGGAUGCUGUGUAUUUGUUUUGCUGACCAUUAUUGAUUUUGUCAGUCGCAGCAUCUUCACUUAACCGAAAAAAGGCGCCCAAAAAGGAUUUAAUUUCAAAAUCAGUUAGAUUAUAUUUGAGAACUAAAGAACUAACUACAAUAGGCUAUCUGCAUUAUGAAGCGGCAAAAUGUGCGAACCCUUUCCCUUGUGGUUUGCACUUUCACGUACCUCUUAAUUGGCGCCGCGGUCUUCGAUUCGCUGGAGUCGCCAACGGAGACCAAACGUUGGGAGUUCUUACAGGCCGUUAAGAACAACUUUGUGAAGAAGUACAAUGUGACCGACGAGGAUUUCCGGGUAAUGGAAAUCGUCAUCAUUGAAAACAAACCACACAAGGCAGGACCGCAGUGGAAAUUCGCUGGAGCCUUUUAUUUCAGCACUGUUGUUUUGGCCAUGAUAGGAUAUGGCCACUCCACUCCAGUUACCAUUCCGGGAAAAGCAUUUUGUAUGGGCUAUGCAAUGGUGGGAAUCCCUCUGGGCCUGGUGAUGUUCCAGUCGAUCGGUGAGCGUCUCAAUAAGUUCGCAUCAGUCAUCAUCAGGCGGGCCAAGAGGGCCAGUGGAGCCCGGUGUACGGAUGCCACGGAGAUGAAUCUUAUGCUGGCCACUGGAAUGCUCUCCUCCAUAAUCAUUACAACGGGAGCAGCAGUGUUCUCCCGAUACGAGGGAUGGAGCUACUUCGACAGCUUCUACUACUGCUUCGUCACCUUAACCACAAUUGGUUUCGGGGACUAUGUGGCAUUGCAGAACGAUCAGGCCCUGACCAACAAACCUGGCUAUGUGGCCCUGAGCUUGGUCUUCAUCCUGUUCGGACUGGCCGUGGUGGCCGCCAGUAUUAAUCUGUUGGUGCUGCGCUUCAUGACGAUGCAAGCGGAGGAUGCCAAGAGGGAUGAGCAGGAUGCCCAAAACCUGGCCGGAAAUGCCCAGCCAGUAACCUUCGAUGAUGAAUCCACCUACAACAUGCACGGCAAAUUGCUGGAGAACAAUUACACCACUGAAAACGAUGAGACCGCUUCGUUGUGUUCCUGCACUUGCAUGGGUGGCACCAGGUGCCUCAACCACGAACAGUUCGUGGACCCGGAUUUCGCACCCACGGAUAUCAUUGAGAGCACUUUGUGCCUGAAACGCGCCUCCGUCUGAUAUCCGUAUAACCAGCUGUGGGACUCCUCCUUGUAGGAGCCAGAGCCAAGGGAACGCCUAAGUAUAGAUACAAUCCUGUAGUGACUCAACCUCCGCCAAAUCAUUACAAAUUAUUACCACAUUGGUUGUUAGACGAACCUUCCCUACGUACAUAAUUAUACACGGAUGGGUCGAUUGUCCUUGCAAAGAAUUGUGAAAGCGUUAAGAAUCCUAUCCGUUUAAACGGACCUUUUUCUGAAAAACAUGAUAAUAAUUUGUUUCUUGUCCCUUUAUUUGACUUAGAAAUUAUAAAAAUAUUUUCUUGUCGUUAAAAUUUGCAUAUGCAACUUCCUCGUAUAUGAUUUUCCAGUUUUCAGCAAGCGCAAUAAUCGACCCAUUCCAUUAUAUACCCAUAUACACAUUUACAAAGGAGGAAUCUCCAUAAUAUCCAUGUCAAUAUCAAUCGUAUCAAUCGUAUGGCUGGUGACCCUAGAGGCCUCCAAUGGCUCGAGGGCACCGCCCACUCCAUCCCAUCUCGAAUUUUAGCUGUAUAUUGGUUUAAAUAGGUACUAUUAAAGUUUUUGCUCAAAACACUUGAACUGAACGAUUUGAAUUUUUGGAAAGAAAAAAAAGCAAAAAGCAGGGAUCGAAGUAGUCCGGCUGAGAACCUUCCGAGACGAUCUCCUAUCCAGAGUCAGUCCACCUCAGUAUCAGCUAGCAAGUACACGUGUGAAAUAUAAACCUGAAAAUUAUACGUUAAAUAUUCAGUUGUUCGUCGGUUUUUGCCCCCCUCAGACAUCUGCUCGACAACUCGAUUUUUUUUUUUUGGUGAAAAAAUUUCCAAAAUUGGAAUUUUAACCUUUGAUCCUUGACAAGCGCAAAGAUGCGUGAAAUCGUACACAUCCAGGCCGGGCAAUGCGG